CUUGACUUUCUACCGAAGGCCCGACAACUUCGAAAUUGCUUCCAGUCAACGUUCAUCGUGAGCUCGCCCUGGUUGCGUAUUCCUCAAUUGGCAGCACUAGUCAUCAUGAACACUCUCCGCGUCGCUCGCGCAGCCCUCAGGGCUCGUCCCGCAACUAUGCGGCUACCCAUUCAGCCCCUUCAGCGAAGGACCUACGCUGAAGCCGUAUCCGACAAGAUCAAGCUGAGCUUAUCCCUCCCUCACCAGUCUAUAUACAAGUCCCAAGAUGUUGUCCAAGUCAACAUCCCCGCCGAGUCUGGAGAAAUGGGUGUACUUGCCAACCACGUGCCAUCAAUUGAGCAACUGAAGCCAGGUCUGGUCGAGGUCGUUGAGGAGAGCGGUAGCAGCAAGCAAUUCUUCCUCUCUGGUGGCUUUGCCGUCGUGCAGCCUAACUCGGUUUUGAGCAUCAACGCUGUCGAGGGCUUCCCCCUCGAGGACUUCAGCGCAGAAGCUGUCAAGGCCCAGAUCGCCGAAGCACAAAAGGUUGCGAACGGUGGCGGAAGUGAGCAGGACGUUGCAGAGGCCAAGAUUGAGCUAGAGGUUCUGGAGAGCCUGCAAGCUGUUCUCAAAUAGAUCAUACCUUAGAGGAGAGGGAGAGAAACCUCAAUGGCAAUCUGUAUAUCAUAAACAUGCUCCUUACUACCAAGACGCCUAAUAGCACGAAUUGAACAUGCUUAAAGGUCGACCACCCGUUCUGGCGCCUUCCUCUAUUCGUAUCAGUGCUUGCCUUUUUUAUCUCUUGCCUUACUCUUGCUUCCUUACUACUUCUUGUCGGGGGUUCAAAGUUAAAAUCAUAUAAUUUUCUAUACCAUCUAAGCUACCAUCUAAGUUUAUCCAGCUUCAGCUUAUAGCCCGUGUUCAACCUGAGCUCUCCAUAUCCCUAUUAACUAACGAUCGCCACGGGUAUAUCGAGUAUUGGUUAUUUUAUUAUAGUGGCAACUCCAUUGCCGUGGGCCAAUUCUUACUGUUAGUCAUAGAUUUUCAAAUCAACAUCUUAGCUCUCAAAA
Molecule: messenger RNA, 1046 nt
Organism: Daldinia caldariorum
Lineage: Eukaryota; Fungi; Ascomycota; Sordariomycetes; Xylariales; Hypoxylaceae
Product: ATP synthase delta chain
Exons: 5
Coding region: 106-612 (168 amino acids)
Biological process (GO): proton motive force-driven ATP synthesis
Molecular function (GO): proton-transporting ATP synthase activity, rotational mechanism
Source: RefSeq, a predicted model, not a curated record